AUGUUUCACUUACUUACAGCUCUUGUGGUUUUAAAAAUUGCUUUUGUUAAUAUCUCAGCUCGGCAGCACUGGAACUUUCCCAGCGGAUACCAAAUGCAGCAUGAAAAUUCCACUUGUGUAGAUAUUGAUCAAUGUCGGAAAGGGGAACUUGACACCUCUGGUCAAAAUUGUGUCAGUAUUCCAGAGUCCUAUAUCUGCUCCUGUUUUCUGGGCUAUACCUUGGGCAAUGACAAGUGGCCUUGUCAAGUAAGCAAUGUUGCACCAUUCUUAGUUUUCAGCCAAGGAAACACAAUCUUUAGAAUAGAUAUGGAGGGAACCAGUCAAAAGAGACUACUGACCCAUGCUGGCUCAUCAGCACUGAUAGAUUUCCAUUAUGAUGAAGGACAAGUUUAUUGGAUGGACACUGAAGAAGGUCUUCUCCAACGAGUAUACCUGAAUGGCUCAAAUCAGGAGACAAUUUGUUAUACAGGAAAAGAUAUUUCAGGAUUUGCAGUAGAUUGGAUAAAUCAAGGCAUUUAUUUGGCUCACUAUCAGAAGAGCACCAUUGAGGCAGUCAGCUUGGACAGAAACCAUUCCCGAAUACUUUUCAAAGAUGAACAUCCUCCCACAAGCAUUGCAGUUGACCCAGGCAAAAGGUUUAUAUUUUGGUCUUCCAAUACUGAUGUUGGAAGCAUCUACAGGGCACUUUUGAAUGGAAAAGAAGUAUGGAAUAUCUUGAGGAGCACAGGAAAAAUCAAAGCCAUUGCACUGGAUUUUAUUGACGAGAGGAUCUCCUGGAUCCAAUAUGAUGAUGAUGAUGCUUCACACAUUGGAACCUGUGACUAUGAUGGUGGUUCUGUCCAUUUGCUCAAACAGAUUGUGCGAAAGCAGUUCUAUGACAUAGUUCUCUUUGCGGACCAUAUGUACUAUUCAGAAUCAACUGGCACUAUCUGGAGAGCCAAUAAGUACACUGGAGAAGAUAUAGUUGCAAUUAAUCAGCCACCACCAUUCCCCUUACCUACAGAGAUACUGGUGGUGCAUCCAUCAAAACAGCCAAGCCCGAGAAGAGACUUUAAAGCUUUUGAAGCAAGACCUUGUUGUUCAAACAGAAAAGGCUGCAGGUCGAGACUCUGCACGCACCGCUCCAAGACCAAUCAGGGCAAAUGUGGUCAAGGAUUUACCUUAAGUAAAAACAGGCAACGUUGUGAAGAUAUCAAUGAAUGUGCAUUGUGGAACCAUGGGUGUACUUUGGGCUGUGUCAAUAUUCCAGGCUCUUAUUAUUGUACAUGUCCAAGAAGUUUUGUUCUACUGCCUGACAGGAAAACAUGCCAAGAACUAAUUUCCUGUUCAAGCAAUUACCUUCAGUGCAGCCAUGGCUGUGUUGAGACACCUGACGGAACUGUUUGCAUUUGUCCGGAAGGAUCAUUUCUCCAACAAGAUGGAAAGACAUGCACAGAGUCCAAGCCAUUUCUGUUGUUUGCAAACCACCAAGACAUUCGGCGUAUUAAUUUUGAUGGAACUGAUUACUCAGGUGUACUCCGCUGGCAGAUGGGAGUAGUCUUAGCUCUAGACUAUGACCCGGUUGAAAGUGAGAUUUAUUUUGCCCAUGCAACACUGAAGCGGAUAGAAAGAACUAAUCUUGACGGAUCAGACUGUGAAAACGUUAUCCGUGAUGCAACCGAGAGACCUGAGGGGCUUGCUGUCGACUGGAUUAACCGAAAAUUGUACUGGACUGACAAGGGGAUGUCUCACAUUGAAAUCAGUGAUCUAAAUGGAAGGCAGAGGAAAAUAAUCAUCCAAGAGGAUGUGUCUCAGCCUCAAGGGAUUGCUGUUCAUCCAUUUGCUGAGAGACUCUUUUGGACAGACCUAGGGAUCCAUCCAAAGAUUGAAAGCUCUUCCUUGGAAGGCACCAAGCGUCUCCUUAUAGCCGAUUCAGGCUUAGCUUGGCCCACUGGAAUAACGAUUGACUAUUUAGCUGACAAGUUGUACUGGUGUGAUGCCAAGCAGUCAGUUAUUGAAACUGCAAACCUGGAUGGUUCGAAACGCCGAAUACUCACACGGAAUGAUGUAGGACAUCCAUUUGAUAUAACAGUAUUUGAGGAUGAUGUCUGGUUCUCUGACUGGGCUAAGCAUUCAUUAAUGAGAGUGGACAAGAAGACUGGCCAAAGUAGGGUGCGUCUUGGAGGCAGCAUGCUGAGGCCCUCCUCCCUAGUGGUCAUCCAUCCCACAGCAAAACCAGGCCAUAUGUUGAUGCCCAAGGAGACAAUAAACAAGACGUCAGCACUGGAAGUUCCAUACCAGCAACCUUUAAGGAACAAUGCAUAUGGAGAUAGAAGUGGAAAGGAUCUACAGAAUAAGCAGAUGUUGACUGCAGAAAUUGUGGUGUCUGGGAAGAAUGACUGUAUAGAAUUGGGUUGUGAUGUCAACGCUAAGUGCAUUUCAGAUGAAGAUGGCGCCACUUGUAUGUGUCAGACGGGAUUCACUAAGGACGGCAAAUUGUGCUAUGAUAUUGAUGAGUGUGCUUUUAACCUGGACCAAUGCAAUCGAAGCUUGUCAAGGUGUGUCAAUACUGAAGGCAGCUACACUUGCCAGUGCCUUGUGGGGUAUACUGAAGAUGGGCUUCAUUGUUCUGAAUCUGUCAUACCACCUACUGCAGCAACCAGUGAGUUUACUUCAUCUACACAAGAUAAUGCUGUUGGUUGCCCACCAUCAUACUGUCUUCAUGAGGGAGUUUGUGUUUAUUUUUCCAGUCUGCAAGUUUAUGCAUGCAACUGUGCAAAAGGCUACUUGGGAGAGCGCUGUCAGUUCAGUGACUUGGAGUGGAGGGAGCAACAACACGGGAAGCAAACCAGGAAGAGGAAUCUAACAACUGCUCUUUGCUUGGCUCUCUUACUCCUGGUCCUCCUCCUUGGAGUUGGAUCUGUCUACUGGUACAGUAGACAGCAGAGAUUUUGCAAGAAGCGUUCCGGUGCAGAAGCAGUGAAAGAUGCCAGAGGCAGCAGUGGCAGUGCUGAUAGUGAUAACUCGAAGCCCACGAGCAACGAGCCUUUGUUAAUUGUUGUAGUGGAAUAUGAUGAUCGCAUCAAAGAUAGACCUGUCGAUUCAAGAGACCAUGAAACAGAAGAUCUUGGCUAUUUCUGCCUUUCAAAACCAUCCUGAGCUGCAGAAACCUGGACUCACCACUGCCAGCAAAAAAACAACAACUGAACAGGCC
Molecule: messenger RNA, 3193 nt
Organism: Eublepharis macularius
Lineage: Eukaryota; Metazoa; Chordata; Lepidosauria; Squamata; Eublepharidae
Gene: EGF
Product: epidermal growth factor
Exons: 22
Coding region: 1-3138 (1045 amino acids)
Molecular function (GO): calcium ion binding
Source: RefSeq, a predicted model, not a curated record